This is a messenger RNA of Esox lucius (northern pike), 982 nucleotides long. RefSeq names its product keratinocyte associated protein 2 (gene krtcap2). The transcript has 5 exons. Lineage: Eukaryota; Metazoa; Chordata; Actinopteri; Esociformes; Esocidae. The coding region runs from base 94 to 504 and encodes 136 amino acids. The record is from RefSeq and is a predicted model, not a curated record.
GGGUCCGGGUUGAACAAACGUAGUAUGUUUUCAGAUUAAGCUUCCUGUGUUUUGGAAGGAUAUAGAAAACGUCCCUUUAUUAAACAUCUGAACAUGGCGGUGAACACAGGCACAUCCCUGGUUCUGUCCAGUCUGUUGUCUGUAUUGGUGUUUGCUGGGAUGCAGAUGUUCAGCAGACAGCUAGGCUCCACAGAGUUGCUCACCAUUCUGGGAGGUUUUCUGGGCUCUGUCCUCUUCAUCUGCUCCCUCACUGCCUUCAAUAACCUGGAAAACCUCAUCUUCGGGAAGGGCUUUCAGGUCAAGAUCUUCCCUGAGAUCCUGGUGUGCCUGUGCCUUUCCCUGUUCGCCUCUGGACUGGUACACCGGGUGUGUGUCACCACAUGUCUGAUAUUCUCUCUCUUCGCCCUGUACUACAUCAACAAAGUGUCCGCUGGUCUAUACCAGGCCACUGUUCCCACGGUAGCUCCAGCCAAGGCUACCAGCAAGGGCAAGAGGAAGAACUAGUUCAUCCUUCAGAUUUAGUUUUCAUCCAAUCAACUUACCAGUAAAGGGAGAAAUGGUGUUGUUUAACCAAUGACGGCACACCCCCCCCCCCAGUUACCAUUUAGGAGCCCAUACCAACCAGUGUCUUACAUCGUUGCUCCAUGACCACUCAUCUCUAAUGACUGGAUAGUUUUAUAUCGUAGCAAUAUGUAUCAGUGUCUGCUAUGACUGAGAUCUAUCCAUUCCUGCCCAUACACAUGCCCAGAUCACCCUGCCCAUACACAUGCAUACAUCCAGGUGUGGGGGAAAGGAAGCUCUUUGAGAUAGAGGCAGAAUCAUGUCUUUACAUUCCCAGCAUCAUCCCCAAUGUACUCAGCAUUUUGGUUCAUGACAGAUCCAUCAUUUUGAUUUUGAGGUCCCUUUUGUUUUGGUAUGUUUAUCAGGUUAAGAACACUUUUUUUGUUCUAACUCAUUUGUAAUUAAAACCCAUUGAAAUUAA